Messenger RNA from Colletotrichum siamense, 516 nucleotides. RefSeq lists its product as uncharacterized. The coding region runs from base 1 to 516 and encodes 171 amino acids. The record is from RefSeq and is a predicted model, not a curated record. NCBI's taxonomy places the organism in Eukaryota, Fungi, Ascomycota, Sordariomycetes, Glomerellales, Glomerellaceae. The transcript has 3 exons.
AUGGUAACCCAUCCGAAAGGAGAAUUGUCGCCGCCCGGACUAUCCCAUCUGAACCAGAGAUCUAUCGUCUGGAUAUGUACAUGUCACCCAGAGAGCAAGUAUCACGUUCUGUGGCCAGCAACGGAUGAUCUUGACAAGCACCUGAACCAGCGGACAUACGACAAGCUCAUCUCAAUCUGUUGCGGCUCCUCGCGUGUUGACGUUUUUGACUCAAGGGACCUCGGUGUCAUAAACCUGUGCGUAAGACUAACCGAGAAAGAGGUUAAACAAGUGUCGAGUUGGCCAGAGAUCCUUCCGCCCGUAGGAACCCCACAAGAAUGCCCGGCGCGCAAUGAAGGCUCUUGCAUACCGGCGCGUCAAAAGUACAUCGCGUGGGGAACAGACGAAUGCUGGAAUGAUAAUGAUGUGGCCAUGCGAGGGGCCAGAAAGCACCUCGACGUUGUAGGCCACUCCUCGCGUAUAAAGGCUACAUAUUGCAGCAAGAUUGCAGCUCGUCCACCGGGAAUAUUAUGCUGA